AUGUCUGCUCAACGAGGUGCAAUGAUAUCCUUGUAUGAGGCUGGUAAGUGGCAGUGCGAGGUAGUGCGACUUCUCGGUAUCAGUCAGCAGUUAUUUUCUUCUGCUAUUAAACGCUUCGAUGAGCUUGGCCAUCUUGGUGACCGUCUGGGAAGAGGCAGAAAAAUAACUGUGAGGAUGCCUAGGCUUCGACAUAUCGUCAAACAAAGAUUGACCCGCAAUUCACAAGCCGAGGUAAGAAAAAUGGCUCGAGACUUAGUUGUAAGUCAUUCAACGUUACAACGAGUUGUUAAAAAUGAGCUCAAGUUAACAGCAUACAAGCUGCGAAAAGCACAGCGGUUGGAUGAUAAAGAUAAAAAAACACACCUUGAAAGAUGUCUCUUACUGAAAGCGCGCUCCGCUGGUGAAGCGUGGAAAAAUAUUUUUUUCACAGAUGAAAUUUUUUUUCAAAUUGAGCAGUCUCAUAACCGCCAAAAUGAUAGAGUUUACUCUUCUAGUUGCCGUGGAGCCACAGAAAUUAUCCCCCUACGGAAAAAACCGGAUUCAGUCAUGGUUUGGCGUGGCAUUUGCUCAACAGGCAAAACUCCUCUCGUUUUCGUAAAAAAAGGUGUGAAAGUGAAUCAAGAAAUAUACCGACGCGAUUUUUUGGAGAGUGUAGUUCUUCCUUGGAGCCAGCAGCACUUCGGUGACCAACCGUGGACUUUUCAACAGGACUCUGCUCCAUCUCACAGGGCCUCAAAUGUGCAGUAG
Messenger RNA from Colias croceus (clouded yellow), 747 nucleotides. RefSeq lists its product as uncharacterized. The record is from RefSeq and is a predicted model, not a curated record. The transcript has a single exon. Gene Ontology annotation, molecular function: nucleic acid binding. Bases 1 to 747 code for a protein of 248 amino acids. Lineage: Eukaryota; Metazoa; Arthropoda; Insecta; Lepidoptera; Pieridae.